AUGAUUUCUGAAAAGUCAGGCCUUGUAGUGCCUGUUGUCCUAUGGGGGCCUAAACCCCCUCGAAGCCGAAUCAAACAAAUUUCAUCAAUACGAAAUGGCAAAAUAAUUUUGACGGGAAGUGAAGAUGGAAUUGUAAUGCAAUGGAUGGUAGACGAAUCACUUGGAUGGAUCCAACCUCAAAUGGUUAUGUUGGCCCACAAAACUUGCAUAAGUUGUAUAUCUCCUAAUUCGACUUCUGUUUCUGCAUCGAAGUUCAUCUCAUGUUCAGAAGAUGGGCAUAUUUGUCUUUGGGAUUCUGCUGAUGGACGGAUAAUUGAUAGUAUGAGAACGAAUUAUGUUCACAGAAAAGUGAAACCAUACGCCUGCAAAAAUCUCCACGAAGUUCUUUUUUGUGUUGGGGACUAUACCGAUGUUGUUGCAAUUCAUCCACAUGAUUUAAAUGUUCUUUAUACCCUCAAUUCGCGUGCUGAGCCAGAUUGGCUGAAUUCCAUCACUUUGGUUAAACCAAACGACAAGAUUGACGUUCUAAUUGGUGUAUCUUUAUCUGGCGUUGCCAAACUUUGGUCCUUAAAUGAAUUAAAUAUGAAGGAUAACACAACAAAUAUUCUGUUCGAAGAAGAAUCGAAAUUUAUAGCACCUAGGAAUGUACAUAGUAUAACUUGUUCGGAAAAGAAUGUUAGAAUGAUGUUGGUUGUUUGUGCUAAUUCUUGGCAGGUUAUUGAUCCAAGCACCCUCGGCCAAUUAGUUGUCUCUGAAUGUGCUAUUGAAGCCCUUGAAGGAAUGAUUGUAGAUAUUGACAAAGUUGCUAUUGGAUUUGCUGAUUCAACAAUUGUUUUGUUUCAGUUACCUAGAAGUAAAUUGGUUGGUCGGCAAAUUCGUGAACGUUUUGGCGAGAAACCUUCAAACAUUGCCGGAAUUGAACAACCCUUUGUUUUUGCUCUCUUAAAAAGUGUUGCUUCUCCAAAUUUACAGCCUCUUUUAAACCCGGUUAAAUUUUUCUUUGAUUCAAAACUUUCUUCUGAUAAAACUCAUCGACAAAUUACAUAUCGGUUGGAUGAACAAAGCUCUUCUAUCAGUUUUUGGCAUGUACCUAAAAAUUUGGAAUUGUUGGUUAGCGAGUUUGUGAGAACGCGACGUCCAAUAGUUUAUGAACCAACCAUUAGACAAUGUCUUUCUGACGCUUGGAGUCGACUUUCCCCAACCCCUCCAGCAAUUGUUAAUUUUGAGUCUGGAUCCACCAUCCAAGCUACUAUUUAUGUAUCUACACAAGAUAAAUUGUUUCUUGGAAGAAGUGACGGUUCAAUAAUGACAAUGAGUGCUUGUCAAGUAAUAAUGGUUGCAUUAUUGGAUGGUUACAAUAACGAAUCCACUCAAUUCAAAAUACUCCCAAACGGUCAUUCUAGUUCUGUGACUUGUUUUCUUUAUCCUUUUGCUGAAAGCAAUAGAUAUGAUCCAAAUUUAUUACUUUCUGGUAGUGCUGAUUUUUCUGUUAUUGUUUGGAAUGUAGCAAAUGAUGAGAGGCUUCAUCGUUUUUCUUCACAAGGAGGAACUAUUACUCAAUUGCUUGUUCCGCCAGUUAAUUGCAAUACUAAACUACUCGAUUGUGUAUGUUGCAUUGCUUCAGACAACUCUGCCUGUUUUGUUAGCUUAAAAAAGCUUCGAUGUGUUCUUCUUGCUAGCAGACAACAAUUUCCUAUUGUUGAUAUUCGUUGGCGUCCUUUGAGUGAUCAAAUUUUGUUAAAAUGUGAAGAUGAUUCUGUUUAUGUUUGGAAUAUUGAAACAGGUGUACUUGAUCAAGUAAUAACUGGAUUAGCUUCUGAUGAGAUUUUGAUGAACUCUUCUACUGAUGAACAGCUUGGUUUCGGAUCAGAAGACGAAAAUUCUUUUGGCACUGCUUCACAAACAGCCGUUCAAAUGUUGAGGGCAUUAAAACAAAAGGAUAUGGCAGCGGUAAAAAUCAAACGAAAUUUUCUUCCUCCUCCACCAUCAUCGGUUUGUAUUACUUCUUCCUCUUCUUUUCGACGGGAUUCUUCAGCUAAUUCUUCUAAUAAUUUGUGUUGUUCUCCACCUUUUCGAGAACCUGAUGACGAGGAAGAGAUGAAAAAAAUAAUUGCUGGACAACAUGGAACAGACAAAGAAAAUGAAGAUGAUUCAUCUACUAUUAAUAAUAAUACUACAAAUUUACACCUCAUAUCUCCUCCCUUAGAAAUUGUACAAAUGUCUACAUGUUCAGAUACAACACAUUUAAUUUUAUUUGAUGUUAAUGCAUUAAUAAAUGGCCUUCUUAUACUCGAUUCAUGUGAUGAUGAAAGAGAAAAUUUUGAAAAAGAAAGAAUUAGCAUAAUAGAUACAAUAACAAAUUAUAAUUGUGAUUCAAAACAUCAAAAUGGGUUAUCAAAUCCAAAUUAUUUAUCAUUAAAAGAAUUGGCAACCAAUAAUAAUUUAAAUUUGAAACAACAAAAUGGUGGAAUUUCUUCCAGUAAAAAUAAUAAUAUUUUAUUACAACAACAACCUUCACUUUAUUUGGAUACUGCAAAACUUUUAAUUUCACUUUUACAUGCUUGGGAUAAUGAUGAAUCUGUUGAUGAUAUUGCAAUAAAUAGUUUAAAAUUAUCUAAACCAAAAAUACCUCUAUGUUUUGGUACAAUUUCUAAAGGUUUGCAGAAAAUAUUUUUUAAAGCUUUUUUUUCAAUUUACUCUUGA
This is a messenger RNA of Meloidogyne enterolobii, 2703 nucleotides long. The record is from the annotation of a GenBank genome assembly. NCBI's taxonomy places the organism in Eukaryota, Metazoa, Nematoda, Chromadorea, Rhabditida, Meloidogynidae.